UGCUUGCUCAUUGCCAGUUUGACGGCGUAAGAGUUAACGUCAGUAGGCAGCAAGACGUAAACGAAAAUGGUUGUGUUUUUGUUGUUACGUGAACGUUGAUUUAUUUAUGCAUCGUUUUUUUGCGAUUUUUUUUUUGGUGAUGUGCGUGUUACUCGGGAACAACAAUUCAAAUCAUACAUAAUAAUGAUGAGUGCUAAGUGGCCGGUAUAUUGCAAAUAUUGCUAAAGAUAAUUUAAAUAUAUACAACUGCAGCAACAACAACAACAACUGCAGCAACGUCAACAUCAAAACACAACUGUGCAAAAUAGAAAAAAAAAGAAGGAAAAUAAUUGAAAAAGUUCAACAACAAAAGGCAAAUGAAUGUGAGAAGAAUCGUUAACAACAACAACAAAGUUGCUCAAUAUGAGCUUUUGAGCAAUAACAACAACAACUACGACGACAACAACAACAACAACAACAACACCAACAACCAACAACAGCAGCAACAACAACAUGCAACACAGCAACAACAACACAAUUGAAAUUUCUAGGCCAAGGCCUGAGAAAAAGUGCAACAAAAAUUAAAAAUUUCAAAAAAAAAAAAAAAUUACAAAAAGAUAAAAAAAAAAAAUACAAAAUCCUACAAAAAAAAAAAAAUCAAGUUACAAAUUCAAUUCGAUAAAAAGUAAUAAUAAUUUUUUUGUUAAUACCCCAAGAAAUCAAAUCAAUCUUUUAUUGUUUAAUAUAUAUAUCCAGAAAAGUAUAUAAAUAUAAAUAUAUAUAUAUAUAUAUCGUAUAUCUAUGUAUGUAUGUGCUCAUGCAUUUCUGUGUGUGUGAUUAUGUGUGUGUGUGUGUGUUUAUUUCCCCAAUGUGCAUUCCAUCCAUUAAUCUAAACAUAACUCGAUAAUUCGAUAAUUCGAUAACAACAAUUAACGACAAAUAACUAAUUAAUUGCUAUUUGUUUAUGUGCAAUAAUUGCAAACGAUAACAAACAACAAUCAAUACAAAACAAAAAAUACGACAAAACUAAACCCACAACAAUCGAUAACCCACACAACAACAACAACCGAUAAUCCGAUAAUCAAUCCAACAAAAAUGGCGGACAUCAUGCGUCCGCCGUUUAGUGAAAUUAAGCGGCCCGACGAAAUUGUCAGAAUGACAACCGCCGAUAAUUUGAAAUUUGCCGUCCUCAUCGGCCUCAUCGAGGUGGGCCAGGUGACCAAUCGGGAGGUGGUCAACACAGUUCUACACUUGGUAAGUUCUUGAUCACUUAUUUGUCUC
This is a messenger RNA of Drosophila sulfurigaster albostrigata, 1260 nucleotides long. RefSeq names its product neurobeachin-like. The transcript has 3 exons. Lineage: Eukaryota; Metazoa; Arthropoda; Insecta; Diptera; Drosophilidae. Bases 1075 to 1245 code for a protein of 56 amino acids. The record is from RefSeq and is a predicted model, not a curated record.